Penicillium lagena is the source of this 378-nucleotide messenger RNA. Its product is annotated as MgtC/SapB family protein. NCBI's taxonomy places the organism in Eukaryota, Fungi, Ascomycota, Eurotiomycetes, Eurotiales, Aspergillaceae. The record is from RefSeq and is a predicted model, not a curated record. Bases 1 to 378 code for a protein of 125 amino acids. The transcript has 2 exons. Gene Ontology annotation, cellular component: membrane.
AUGGCUUUGUUCAGUGAGCCCGAUGGCCAAUAUUGGCCUCAGAUCUGCCAACUGCUUCUCACAGUAGGCCUCUCGGCUCUCAUAGGGAUUGAGCGCCAAUUUCGACAAAAGGCUGAUGGACUGCGCACCAAUACUUUGGUGAGAAUGGGUUCAGCCUUGUUUAUGCUGGUAUCCAAGUAUGGCUUUAUGGACAUCCUGUCCCGAUAUCACGUCGUCGCGGAUCCAUCGCGAAUCGCGACCCAGAUUGUUUCGGGGAUCGGCUUUAUCGGAGGCGGUAUUAUCUUCAAGAAGCAAAGUGAUGUUCGAGGCUUGACGACAGCUGCAGCUGUCUGGCUCACUGCCGCCGUAGGCGACACGAAGAGUAACUUGGAGCUCUAG